AUGUCUGUGACCAAACAAUCAGAAACAGAGUUCAUGAGAGGAGACUCUCAGCCAUUAGACGUGUGUUCAGUUCACCAUGCUUCCACCCUGGUACGCUAUUUGGUAUCUCUGGUGGGCUAUGGCUUCUAUGGAGACGUACUGGCUGAGAGUGAAAAACACCGCUGGAUGGGACCUCUCAGAUACGACUAUUCAGGUGAAUGGGUAAGUGUGGAGGGCAGGUUCAGGUGUGUAUCGCUCACUUGUAUGUCCAGCUCAUGUGCCAGGAGCCCAUUAGGUCUCUCUCCAUCUGCUCAUCUGGCAGACGGAACAGGGCAUCUCAUCCUAGUAUGGGACACUCACCCACUGAGCUUCCUCAAGUUCGUCUACAGGCACACAAGCACACAGGACCAGUUUGACCUGCCGUUUGUGGAGGUCCAUCGAGUGAAGGCCGUCCGUUUCUCUCUCCCAGAUGGCAGAGAAGAAGAGGUGCAUGAAGAAAUCGGAGAGCUGAAUCGCACAAUAAGUGGCGAAGAGCGAGAAUACUUGGACACUGUAAGCAGAAAUGGAUCUCAGCAGCAAUUGGCACAGAGUGUGGUGGAGCGAGAGAAGAUGAACGAGCACAAAACAGUGGCUCCCAUCCUGUGUGGUCUGUGCUGCAAAAAGACUCCAGCUGUGUCUGUGUGGAACUGUGAUGGAGAGAUUCUGCCUUUCACUGAGAUCUUCUGCAGGAUCCACGGUCAGCUGGUACGUCUGUACGCCAGGGGCAUUGAGGACGGAGCAGCCAUGCAAAACUGCAGCCAGGAGACUGACAAGAAUAAAAGUAGAUGCAUCACAUACAAAUAG
Messenger RNA from Pundamilia nyererei, 822 nucleotides. RefSeq names its product ceramide kinase-like. The record is from RefSeq and is a predicted model, not a curated record. Lineage: Eukaryota; Metazoa; Chordata; Actinopteri; Cichliformes; Cichlidae. The transcript has 5 exons. Gene Ontology annotation, molecular function: ceramide kinase activity. The coding region runs from base 1 to 822 and encodes 273 amino acids. Gene Ontology annotation, biological process: ceramide metabolic process; phosphorylation.